CCAGGACUGACUUUUUUUGUGUUGCAUUUCUUGGUUGGGAGUUGAUGUCAUGUUUCUACCAGUAUUUUCGCGAAGGUGUCCACGAUAUGUUACACCAGUAGCCGUUCUUCGCCAUGAGCAGCACAUCAAGUAUCUAUGAGCCAGUGGAAGAGGACUCCUCCGAUAAUGACUCCCUUAGUCGCAGGAUAUUUCCCAACGGCUUCACUACAUCAUCUCCUCCGCUACAAGAUCUCAGGCUUGCGUCAAGCAUAGAAUUAAGUAGCCCAUCCAGACCUCAAUCAAGCGGUUCAACCGAGAAUCUUCAACCACGGAGAGACCGUUCCCAUAUCAAUAGGAAGCUUCCCACUGAAGGCUAUGUGAAGCUCUUUAAUGAGUUCACAGGAAGCGCAGUUUUGGGAGGUGAAGGCACAAGUGAAUCCAUCUUCGCACCUUCACAGAUCGGGGUUAUUUCUUGGAGCUCCCACGAAAAGGAGAUAUUUUUCAAUGCCCUUGAAAGGAAGGACAAAUGUGCGAUUCCAGAAAUAGCCUCUCUUCUGGGAUCAAAAUCCGAGAUGGAGAUACGAGAUUAUCUCGAUACUCUACGCCGAGGUCUCGAGACUCAGCAACUUAAAACUCGGUAUAGCAAAACCCUUACUCUCUCGGACAUACCCGCAGCCGCGGAGAUAAGUGAAGAAUGCUGUCAAACUCUAGAAGACAAUGCGCUAGCAUUAUCUCGACAGGACGAGCAGACCACAAAUACCAUAGGUAAGCGGAGGUACGGAGAAAUGUGGCUUGUUGAUCGCCACGUUGCGGCGAUGGUUGAGGAUCAAUUGGAUGCUGAACGGGAGCGAUCAAACGAUGGAGGAAACGAAGAGGAGGGCAACUUACGUCCACCGCCAAGCAUACUAGCUACUUCGCAGUUGCUGAAUACGGCGAACUGGAUUCUACUUUCGGAGCGUAUAUUUAUGAAUUCCGGCAAAAGCAGAAUUGAGGAUAACUGGUGCCACCUUAGAACCGGCAGUGAAACGCCGUCUUUGACCUGCGAGGCAUUUGCCGACUUCUAUGCCUUGACAAUUAGCCUCACACGCCGCCUGGUGCAUUCUUCAAUAUUCUUUGCGAUGUCACGUCUACGCUCCCUGGAGCGUGGUGGAUAUCAGCGCGGGAAGCUGGUAAGAAGUGAAGAUGUAGGAGCAGCGUUAGACGUACUGAGGAUGAGCCACAAUUCCCGACAGUUUUGGAUCGGUGCUCCCCGACGCCAUAAUUUAAACGUCGAGGAGAUCCGCCAUCGCAAAGGCUUCAAACCCGUUUCUCUCACGUACGACAAAGUCGAGGAGGACCUGUCUCUGGAAGGCACCAGAUCAAGGGGCUCCCGUGCCAGCAGCAUUGCGCAGUCAGUGUUUGCAUCGGAAAACCAACCAGAUGCUGAGGAUUUGUCCGACAGCGAAUCCUCUGAAUAUGAAGUAUCGAACACUUCUUCACCAAACAAUACCACAUCCCAGGAUGAUGAACCGCUAUCCGAUCCUGAAGAGGAACACGCCGCAUCCAUAGAUCAGAAAUCAAGCCGUGUUGAAGAGCUUCGGCUAUGGAGACAACUGAGUCAAUCCCCGCCACGAUCCCUCCUGCGUGAAUAUGAGGAUUCGGACACGGGAGGUGACAAUAAAACCACAGCGACGAGGCCACCUGGUAACCGGAAAACAAGAAAGGAUCUGAUAGACUGGCGAGACCGAUUAUUGUAUCGGAGUGAAUGGGAAGAAUUCGGACCGGAUAUCGUCCUUCUUGAAGAAGAGUUAUCCGAUAAUCGAAGAAAGAAACGGAGACUUGGGUAG
Molecule: messenger RNA, 1805 nt
Organism: Histoplasma capsulatum G186AR
Lineage: Eukaryota; Fungi; Ascomycota; Eurotiomycetes; Onygenales; Ajellomycetaceae
Exons: 1
Coding region: 114-1805 (563 amino acids)
Biological process (GO): nucleolar large rRNA transcription by RNA polymerase I; transcription initiation at RNA polymerase I promoter
Cellular component (GO): RNA polymerase I upstream activating factor complex
Molecular function (GO): rDNA binding; RNA polymerase I general transcription initiation factor activity
Source: RefSeq, a predicted model, not a curated record